AUGAUAACGCGCAUUCCCUCACUACCCACCAUCUUCUCCAAAAGCCAAUAUGGCCUCUACCUCUGCUCAAAACAGAGCAAAACAACCAAACCACUCUGUUUUCAUUCUCUUCUUCUUCUUCUUCCUCCUCCUCCUCUGUUUCAGCUCAACCCAUGUUUUAGCCCAAACACAGGCUGUUUUCGCCUGCGACGUGUCGAAAAACCCAUCGUUGGCUAACCUGACUUUCUGCGAUCCAACGGUGGCUGUGGCAGCGAGGGUGGAUGACCUGGUGAAGAGGCUGACAUUGCAAGAGAAAAUUGGGUUCUUGAUUAGUGGUGCUGCGAGUGUGAGUAGGCUAGGAAUACCAAAGUAUGAGUGGUGGUCUGAGGCUUUGCAUGGAGUCUCGUAUGUCGGUCCGGGGACUCAUUUUUCUAGUUUAGUCCCUGGUGCUACCAGCUUCCCUCAGGUUAUCCUCACUGCGGCUUCUUUCAAUGUCACUCUGUUUCAAGCCAUUGGAAAGGCCGUCUCAACAGAAGCCAGAGCAAUGUACAAUGUGGGUUUAGCAGGGUUGACAUUUUGGUCACCUAAUAUCAACAUAGUCCGGGACCCUAGAUGGGGACGAGCGCAAGAAACUCCGGGAGAAGACCCUCUUCUGACUAGCAAAUAUGGGUCGGCAUAUGUCAGAGGUUUACAACAAAGGGAUGAUGGCGAUAAAGACCGCCUCAAGGUCGCUGCCUGCUGCAAACACUACACAGCAUACGAUCUCGAUAAUUGGAAAAACUUUGAUCGCUUACAUUUCAACGCGAUUGUGACACAGCAAGAUAUGGAUGACACAUUUCAGCCCCCAUUCAAGAGCUGUGUUCUUGAUGGGAAUGUUGCAAGUGUCAUGUGUUCCUACAACCAAGUCAAUGGCAAGCCAACUUGUGCCGAUCCAGACCUCCUCAAAGGGGUGGUUCGCGGCCAAUGGAAACUAAAUGGAUACAUUGUUUCGGAUUGUGAUUCUGUUGAUACGUUUUAUAAUUCACAACAUUACACCAAGACACCUGAGGAGGCCGCAGCCAAGGCUUUAUUGGCAGGGCUGGACCUCAAUUGUGGAUCUUUCAUGGCCAAACACACUGAAGCUGCAGUGAAAGCAGGGCUAGUGAAUGAGUCUGCCGUUGACAAUGCUGUCUCAAACAAUUUUGCAACACUAAUGAGACUUGGCUUCUUUGAUGGUGAUCCAAGCAAGCAACUCUAUGGGCAGCUUGGCCCAAAAGACGUGUGCACGCCGGAGAACCAGGAGAUGGCCCGCGAGGCAGCGAGGCAGGGUAUCGUGCUGCUUAAGAACACUGCCGGAUCACUUCCCCUAUCCCCCACUGCCAUCAAGUCGUUGGCGGUUAUUGGACCCAAUGGCAAUGUAACAAAAACCAUGAUUGGCAACUAUGAAGGCACACCCUGCAAGUACACAACUCCACUGCAAGGCCUCACAGCAUCAGUUGCAACCACCUAUCUCCCUGGCUGUGCCAAUGUGGGAUGUGGCACUGCCCAAGUAGAUGAUGCUAAGAAACUAGCAGCCUCGGCAGAUGCUGUUGUGCUAGUAAUGGGCGCUGAUCAAUCUAUCGAAGCAGAGGGCCACGAUAGGAUCGAUCUCACUCUUCCAGGACAGCAGCAACUGCUAAUAACAGAAGUCGCAAAGGUGUCUAAGGGACCAGUAAUUCUUGUCAUAAUGUCGGGAGGGGGCUUUGACAUACAAUUUGCAAAAGAUGAUCCUAAAAUAACGAGCAUCAUGUGGGUCGGUUACCCUGGCGAAGCUGGUGGUGCCGCCAUGGCAGAUAUUAUUUUUGGGUAUUUCAAUCCAAGUGGAAGACUACCCUUGUCAUGGUAUCCACAGUCCUAUGCAGCCAAAGUCCCAAUGAACAACAUGAAGAUGAGACCGGACCCUGCCACUGGCUACCCUGGCAGAACCUAUCGGUUUUACACCGGUCCAACUGUCUAUACAUUUGGGGAUGGACUAAGCUACACCGCGUUCAAUCAUCACCUAGUUCAAGCCCCUACCCAAGUCUCAAUCCCCUUACAAGAGACUCACGUUUGUCGAUCAUCAAGUUGCAAGUCCAUCGAUGCUGUUGAGCAGAGUUGUCAAAACCUAGCUUUCGACAUCCACUUGAGGGUUAAAAAUGCAGGGAAAACAAGUGGAAGCGAAACAGUGUUCUUGUUUUCUAGCCCCCCUUCUGUACAUAAUUCUCCUCAGAAGCACUUGUUGGGAUUUGAGAAGGUCUUCUUGACACCACAAUCAGAAGGAUUGGUUCGGUUUAGGAUUGAUGUUUGCAAGGAUUUGAGUUUGGUUGAUGAGGUUGGAAGCCGAAAAGUUGCCAUGGGACUACAUGUACUCCAUGUGGGUAGCUUGAAACACAACUUGAAUUUGAGGAUUUGAAUUUAGCCUUUCUUGAUUCUUCAAAGAAAGAAAAAAGGAAGGCAAGUCAAGAUUGAAAUCAAUUAAGCUGCAAAUAAACAGAAGAACUGUAACAAAUUUAUCAUUAUUCUUCUUCAUAUUGGCAAUUGUUCAAAGUCAAGAUUUAUAAAUCCAAAGGAAGCUCAUGUUUCGACAA
This is a messenger RNA of Camellia sinensis, 2564 nucleotides long. Its product is annotated as beta-xylosidase/alpha-L-arabinofuranosidase 2. Gene Ontology annotation, biological process: xylan catabolic process; arabinan catabolic process. Gene Ontology annotation, cellular component: apoplast. Lineage: Eukaryota; Viridiplantae; Streptophyta; Magnoliopsida; Ericales; Theaceae. The record is from RefSeq and is a predicted model, not a curated record. Gene Ontology annotation, molecular function: alpha-L-arabinofuranosidase activity; xylan 1,4-beta-xylosidase activity.